AGUUUGGAGACCCAUUUUGUCGAUCCGGUCUUCAUGGUUUUCGGCCAGAGCUUGCUUUGCAGGUUUGACGCCGGUUUGUUCAACGAAAUAGGAAGGCGCAUCUCUUUCCUGCCUCUCUUCAAAGUGAAGCAGAAACCCGCGGAAAAUUUCCAAGAGACCAGCCUCUUUCAAAAUGAGAGCGCUGCUGUGUCUGAUCGCUGUCUGGGCGUUCAGUUGUGUGGCAGCUCACCAGGCGACCAAGACCUAUGAAGGCUACAAGGUGAUACGCGUCGUGCCGCAAAGCGCGCAGGAACUGCACAAGCUGAUGGCAAUCAAGGAGGAAAUUGUGCACGUUGACUUCUGGAGAGCGCCGCAUGCGGUCGGUCAUCCCGUCGACAUCAACCUCUCCCCGAAGGACUUUGCCAGCGUGUCGGAGUUCCUGCAGGCGCACUCCAUCCGCUACGAGGUCACCGUCGAUGAUGUGUACAGUGUUAUCAAGUCCGUCGGCCAGGCCCCGUCGGCGAAAAACGAGACUGCAUUGCCGUUGGAUUACAGCAAGUAUCACACUUGGGAGGAGAUCCAGACUUGGUUGGAUGAACUGGCCACCGAGUAUAGCUCCAUUGCCAAGCUUGUCGAGGUCGGCAAGACGUACGAAGGCCGAGUGCUGCGCGCCGUGCACAUCACUGGCCACUCCAGCAACGCCAGCAAGCCGGCGUUCUGGAUGGACGGCGGCAUACACUCGCGCGAGUGGAUCUCGCCCGCGACGGUCGUCUACAUCCUGGGACAUCUGCUGGAAGGCUACGGCAAGGAGACGAGCAUCACCAGCCUGAUUGACAGCAUGGAUGUCUACAUCUUGCCGGUCUUCAACGCCGACGGAUAUGUCUACACGCACACAACUGAUCGAUUGUGGCGCAAGACUCGUGAGCCGAAUGCCGGCAGCAGCUGUGUUGGAACUGACCCUAACCGCAACUGGGACUGGCACUGGGGAGAGUCUGGUGCCAGCAAGAACCCAUGCCAUGAGGACUACGCCGGUACACAUGCCUUCUCUCAGGUCAGCGUCCGCGACGUGGCCGACUUCCUGAAGAACAUUCCCAACCUGGAGAUCUACAUCAACUUCCACAGCUUUGGUCAACUGUGGAUGUACCCGUGGGCCUACAGCACCGAGUUGACUCCAGACAAUGCUGAUCUGCGUGGCGCUUCCAUUGCAGCCAUUGAUGCUCUGAAGGCUGUGCAUGGUACUGUGUACACGGAGGGACCUAUCGCUCGCAUCAUCUAUGUUGCGUCCGGCUCCACGGCCGACUGGACGUACGGAGCCAUCAAGGUCAAGUACUCGUACGGAAUCGAGCUCAGGGACAAGAGCACGUUCAUUCUGCCGGCGCGCGAGAUUGUUCCCAGCGGCGAGGAGACCUUGCCGGCUGUGAUUGCACUGGCUGAGUAUGCGCUGGAGCACAAGUGAUCAUCAACAUCAUCAACCGUUCCUGUCUCACAGCUUACGAAUGGUCUCGUCUAAUGUACCAUUCUCAACUAUGUUCCUGUCCAGAAUUUCCCUGAACCGGGAGUAUCUUAUAGCCAUUUCAGAAUUUCUAUUAAACUUGUACAAUUCUAUAUUUAUGUCAAAAACCUACAUAUCUCAUUAAUAGGUGCCUCAUGCUUAGAGGGCCAUUGGCGAUUUCUGACGUCGCUGACUUUCUAUCUUUGGUCGUGUUCCAUCUUCUGAUCAUGCAAUCUCUUUUUUUCUAGAGAUUUAUUACAGUUUCAUGAAAAAAAGUGAUUGAUUUCAACCUUUAGGAUUUUAUCAUUAUAGAUUUGUGAUUAGGCCGCCCAGUUAGUUUGUUGCAGGGAGUCGUAAAAUACCGGUAUUUUACGACUCCCUGGUUUGUUGUUCGGGUCACCUGACCAACCGUCUUUUCCCUUGCGAUUCACAAUGUAUGUAGACUUGUGUUUAGUCGUCACGUGCACAUACGAAAGAUGGUAUGGAACCAUGGCUCUACGUUA
Messenger RNA from Sycon ciliatum, 1974 nucleotides. Its product is annotated as carboxypeptidase B-like. Lineage: Eukaryota; Metazoa; Porifera; Calcarea; Leucosolenida; Sycettidae. Bases 173 to 1435 code for a protein of 420 amino acids. The transcript is spliced from 9 exons. The record is from RefSeq and is a predicted model, not a curated record. Gene Ontology annotation, molecular function: metallocarboxypeptidase activity; zinc ion binding. Gene Ontology annotation, biological process: proteolysis.